GAAUGAGCUCAAUGAACAAAAAAAACUCUUAAAAAAAAUUCGUACUUUUGUACCUUCGGUUGAAGAUGAUAUCAGUAAACUACGAGAAUGGAUAGACUUACCGGAAGAUAAUCUAAUACCUGUACCAGAAGAGGAAAUGGAUGAACUUUUGUUAAAUGGCGAAUGA
Scutellospora calospora is the source of this 166-nucleotide messenger RNA. The record is from the annotation of a GenBank genome assembly. NCBI's taxonomy places the organism in Eukaryota, Fungi, Glomeromycota, Glomeromycetes, Diversisporales, Gigasporaceae.